GUUCAAUUCUUCGAAUUCGAGUUUUUUGCCUAACUCUAAAUAGUGACAUAAAAAUCAAAUAACAUCAUAUUUUCUUUAAAUAAAUACACCCGCACGAACGUGCGGGUCAAAAUCUAGUAAUAUAUUAUAAGAUUUGAUUCUUGCAUACUAUAUAGCCUUCCAUUUACAGACAUACAAAAAUAAAUAAUCGUUAUUAAUUUAAAUCAAGAUUUGAAAUUCUUUUGAAAAUAAAUUGACUUCCAUCGAAAUUUUCACUAUAUAUAUCUUUGCUACAUGAAGAAUUUUGUCAAAUCUGCCUCACCUUCAUAGCUACCGGUAGGCCAGGGCAAAUAAACCGGACCCGAUGACCCGUACCGAACCCGCACCGAUAAAACCGGGUCGGACCGGGUUCGGAUCUUGCAAAAAAAACGAAUGGAGCUAAUAAUUUGGUAUAGUGGGUUAUGGACCGGUUCGGGUAAAAUACCCAGAUCCAAUCGGGUUUAAAGUAUACCCGAACUAAAAACCUAAGACUCUAUCUUUCCUAUUUCCCCUCUUUCGAUUUAGGAUUCGAUAUGAAGAAUAUCCUAAAAAUCUCAACUUUCUCUCUCGAAAAAUCUUAAUCUCCCUGAAUCCCGAUACCCAAAAUCCUUUCCUAACUCUUGUCCUCUUCGAAUCUACUCUUCUGCAAGUUGUAAACCCUCGAAUAUCUUCUCUUAUAUAAGUGUUUGAGAUGGAGAAAAAAAUCCAUCAAAAAGUAUUCACCUCCUUCUUCAAAGACGUCAAUAGCACACUCAGAGAUGGAUUCAUCGUCUUGUAAAAACCAACAAAACAGUGGAGCUGACAAAGAAGUUGAAUAUGUAGACUGUGAAACUAUUGAUACGCGUGGGAAGAGGAAGGAAGCAGACACACCGUGUGGAGAGAGUUCUCGGGCAAAUAAGGUGCCAAAAGUUGUUGUGCCGAGGUCUGGUGUGUGGAAACACUCACCACUGACAUUUGGGUUUCUCAGGUGACAGGUGCAAGCUACAUGGUUGUGACUGCACAUUUUGUUUAUCCAACAUGGCAGCUGAAGAAAAUCAUUCUAGGAUUCAAAUUGGUCAUGGAUCAUAAUGGUCAGACAACUUCUACUGUUCUUCUCGAGUGUUUAGCUGAUUGGGGAAUUCGGAAAUUGUUUUCUAUUACGGUAGACAAUGCAACUGCCAAUACCUCAGCUAUUAGGAGAUUCCAUAGGGAUUUCAGUCAAGUGUCGCAUGAUGCUUUAGUGUUGGAGCGGAACUUUCUGCACAUGAGGUGUUGUGCACACAUUAUUAACUUGAUAGCUAAAGAGGGUCUAGGUGAUUUAGGUGAUAAUGUGCUUGCCAUCCGUAAUGCAGUCCAGUAUGUUCGAUCUUCUAGCAAUAGGUUGAAUUGAUUUGAACAAAGGGUUACUACUGGGAAGAUGACACGAGGUAGCCUGCCUAUGGAUGUUAAGACUAGGUGGAAUUCAACAUUCCUCAUGCUGUCUAGAGCAUUACAGUUUAGAGUUGCUUUUGAUAGGAUGGAAGCAGAGGACAGGUUGUAUAAUGACUACUUUUUAGAAGUAGAAAAUGGGGUUAAGAGGCAAGGACCGCCUGAUGUUGUUGAUUGGAAUGCUGUGGAUAAGCUUAAGAGGUUUCUAAUCAUAUUCUACAACAGCACCUUGGUUGUCUCUACUUCCUCAAAAGUCAACUCCUACAAAUGCUAUGGUGAGAUAGUGACAAUUGAGAGGAAUCUCACAGCAUUGGCUAACAACCUAGACCCGGAUUUGAAGCUGAAAGCUGAAGAUAUGUUGCACAAGUUUCUGAAGUAUUGGGAUGGCAUGAAGAAUGUGAAUAGGAUGUUGAUCAUUGCAUCAGUAAUUGAUCCAAGGAAGAAGAUGAAUUUCGCAAACUUAUGCUUUGAGAAACUGUAUGGGAAGGACAGUUUCGAGUCUAAGGAAAUGACUGCGUCUGUUCUUGAUCUCCUUACAAGCAUGUUCCAGGAGUAUUCUAGCCGUUUCAGAGGUGCUAGUACUCAAUCCUCUCAGACGAAGCAAACACCAUCUGCGAGUGUUCAGGAGACUCAAGAGCAAAUGGAGAGGUUGAAGUUGGUUGUUGAAGAUUUCGGUUACGAGAGGAUGGAUUCUGUGUACAAGGAACUUGUUUCUGAAACAGAAAAUAAGGCAAGGGAUGAGCUGGAAAUGUACUUGAAGGAACCUGUUGAGAAUCAGAAGCUUAUGAUUGGAUUUGAGUUUGAUAUUCUCGGUUGGUGGAAGGUGCACAAAAUCAAGUUUCCAGUUUUGGCAGAGAUGGCAAGGGAUCUACUUGCGAUGCAGGUUUCCUCGGUGGCUUCUGAAAGUGCUUUUAGCACAAGUGGUAGAAUUUUAGAGCCAUAUAGAAGCUGUCUCACUCACUACAUGAUAGAAGUGCUGAUGUGUAGUGAGCAAUGGAUGAAAGCUGAUAUCAAGUUUGCUGAAAAAGUCCAAACUAAUGAGCAGAUUCUAGCUGAAGUUGAAAUGCUAGACAAGCUUGAGAAAGAGUUUGAGAAUGUAACACUUGAAGACUGAAGCUUGAAGCUGGAGAUCUUUUUGUUUUCAUUUUGGUGUUGGUUUUUAUUUCCUUUUCAUUUGAGAUAUUGUCGUGCUCUAGCUUUGACAAUUGCUUUUAAGGUUUUGGUGUUUUUCUAUAUUUAUGUCUUUUUCUUAGUACGUUGAAUUUUAAUAAAGGUUUAGAGAUUUGCUUUCAUUAGUUACGUUUUGAUAUUGUUACUUCAUGUUUUGAUCUGGAUGAACACAAUAGGUUCAUUGUUA
Molecule: messenger RNA, 2782 nt
Organism: Brassica rapa (field mustard)
Lineage: Eukaryota; Viridiplantae; Streptophyta; Magnoliopsida; Brassicales; Brassicaceae
Product: zinc finger BED domain-containing protein RICESLEEPER 2
Molecular function (GO): DNA binding; protein dimerization activity
Source: RefSeq, a predicted model, not a curated record